UGGCGUGAGCCCCUGUUAUCUCGGAUUGUGACGAUUUCAAGGAUGUAAACAACCCUCAUGAGUCUUCAGUGAAGUUCAAACUUCCAUGACUUGACUUACAAUGUUACGCCGGUAUAGCGCAUUUCUGUCUUCUGCACGCUUCGCUCCUCUUCAGAACAUCAGGUCAUAAGAGUCGCCUGACCACCGAGCGGUCUUCUAGAAUGGAUCGUCCACAAUGUGUACACCUUCGCCGCUCUAGUUCGUACCGCCAUGGCUUUCCAUGUCCCAGGAAGAUCUUUGAAGCACAAGGGAUAUCCUCGGUGCUGUAUGUCAUGUUGUCAUUUGCUGGCUCUUCGGCGCGAACGCCCGAUUGGCAGGCCGCUCGGCCAGAUAUGUUUUGCACCAAUAGGGUAUCGACUCAGCAUGCAGCGCCCCCUGGCUGCAUUGCCAGAGAUGUUCGGCUGGGACCCACCUGCGGGUGAAUGGACUGCGCAACUCCAAUCAAACAUACAGGACACCGAAGAUCUCGACGCGGGUGUCGCAGAGCCAUCUGCUGUCAGUGGAGCUGCCGCCGAUCAGCUGGACGGUGGAUUCGAAAUUGGUCUCAACAACAACUUCGGUCAAGACAUCGUCACGGAGAUGCCAUGGGGAAACUCGGCGUACUAUUCGCCAGGAUUUCUCGAGAGUCCAGUGAUGUAUGAUGGAUCGGCAUUCAAUAUGCGCCUAGAUUACGAUCAAGGAGGAGUCUCACAGGAUCUCCCGCAUGAUCUGACUACGGCGGGCACUCUACAAGAGGCACUGGUUCCCGCGAAUGAGGUCGCGGUUGCUAUGGCCGACGGAACACACCAAGCGGGACAAGACACGAUGGCAGGUCCACUGAUCCCUCGACCUACUCCUCUGGCCCGCUGGGGCAACGCUUCUCCAUCCGGCGGAGCUUCAGGAAGCAGCAGCACGAACGUGGGGGAUUUCUUUAUGGUUAAUAAUACCAGAUCUACUAACGCGCACCCAAGGCCGUCGCAGCACACGGCUCGAACGCGACGGUGGGCACCCUAUGAGCUGCGGCGGGAAUCCACGUCUAGCCUCACAAGGCGGCAACGGGAGCUUGAGGAGGAACGCGAUCUUGUUCGGGAUGAAUUGCUUCGAAGGUCAGAGCAGUUGGCGUUGACGGCGACGGAAACGACGGAUGCGCAUGACAACGCUGGAGUCAUCGUGUCGCCAAGGAGUACAGGUCAUGUCUGUCCUUUCGACGCGGCAUGCAAUGUCCCCGUUGAGGACUUCAAGCGGCACUACCGCGAGCUCCACAGCAACAUCGAGGUCUCGAUCUGUCAAUGGCGGUUCUCUCCCACGAGCCCACGUUGCCGCACAGUGCUUAAGAGCUUCGGGUCCCUCCUGAAGCAUCUCAAACAAGUGCAUCUGAAAGACAUGGCUUGCAAGUGCUCUCGAUGUGGCCGCCAACUUUCGCGGUCUGACGCACUCACACGCCACAUGCGGAAGUGUCUGCGAUUUGAGGAAGCCGAAGCAUCGGGCGAUGGAAGCACGGUACUUUAUCAGCUGUCCGUGAUAUUCAGCGCCGUCGAGACUUACAACACAAUGUUUCAGGUUACUUAGGUGUAGGGUGCCGUCCAUACUAUCCUCUGCGACGUCUCCCUACGUCAGACGGCAGGUAUAUUGUUACGAUCGGCGUUGUAAGUUAGAAUAGGUCGUGCUUUGUUUUCUAUCCCGUUGUGUUUAUGCUUUGUAUGUGGGAAGAUGAAGCGCUCUUCCCGGUUGCUAUGAAUUGAUGUAUAUGCUGUUUCGCUUUCUACCAUAUAUCUCUGCUCCAAUCUCGUUCCUUGGUUGUGACGCUAGCAUAGGCCGAAGUGACAGACAUAAAUAGCAUGACGGUCGAACUACCGACUGUGGCAAGCGAAGCUCAUCGCCAAAGUUGCGUUGUUCCUGGC
Molecule: messenger RNA, 1919 nt
Organism: Fomitopsis serialis
Lineage: Eukaryota; Fungi; Basidiomycota; Agaricomycetes; Polyporales; Fomitopsidaceae
Exons: 12
Coding region: 250-1587 (445 amino acids)
Source: RefSeq, a predicted model, not a curated record